Molecule: messenger RNA, 5964 nt
Organism: Ceraceosorus guamensis
Lineage: Eukaryota; Fungi; Basidiomycota; Exobasidiomycetes; Ceraceosorales; Ceraceosoraceae
Exons: 9
Coding region: 1-5964 (1987 amino acids)
Biological process (GO): mRNA processing; mRNA export from nucleus
Cellular component (GO): THO complex part of transcription export complex
Molecular function (GO): mRNA binding
Source: RefSeq, a predicted model, not a curated record
AUGGACGUCAAGCUCCCGGCGAACAGGCUGGAGGCGGAUCAGCUUGUCGCUGCCAGCAUGGAACGGUGGGAUACCGGAGGUCGAGAUCAACUAGCGGUCAAGAGCAGCUGGCUUCCUAGUAUGGAACAAGGCUUCGAUCGCUCUAGAAAUGGGGACAUGGAAUUAGCCUGUUUCGACGAUAGCGGCCCCGCAGCGACAGCCUUCCCUUCAUUGCUCACUGCCCUACUCACCUCACAUUUGGCGCAUCCACGACUCUUGCCGGGAGCAUACACUGCAAUCUUCGAGGCUCUGAAGAAGCAGCAGCAGUCAUCUGUCGCCUCUGCAGCGUCAUCAGCAGCUUCGCAGAAUGGCGCUUCUCUAGCGCCUGUGCCCGAAACGUCGGAGGCUCUGGUAGACGCGAUCCUGGAUGGCAUCUGGGCAGUUGACGCGGAGUUAGACGCACGGAAAGACCUGAGUGCUUCAACAGCGCUCUGGGCUGCAGCAGAUGGCAGCAAGUCAACUGCCGACAUUGUUGCUAGAUGCAGAGCAAGCUUAGCUCAGAUCGUCAAGGAGCUGAUUCAAAAGCAGAUCAUUCCAAGGCUCACGACCGCGGAAAGGCUUGAUCUGCCACUGCUGAAAGCAGUUGGCUUGAUACUGGACGAGACAGGCUUCCAGCGCAAAGGGGUGCGUAUGAACACAGCUAAUCUCUACAAGCAGCAAAAGUUCAACUUGCUACGAGAAGAGAAUGAAGGCUACUCGGGCCUCAUCAACGAGCUCAUCAGCGGCAUGGGUCCAUCGAUCAUCCCGAUCAAGCAUGACGCGGUGCAAGCCUCCAACGGGCUAGCUGAUGGUGAAGCGUCCAAGUCGACGUCGGACUUGCCUGCGCAAUAUCGCGUAGUCGAGCAAGAAAGCGUCGACGCGCGAAACGCCCGUGCCCGUCGCGUGAUGGGCAACAUCUCUGCUCUGAUUGGGUACUUUGAUCUUGAUCCGAAUCGCGUCCUGGACGUCGUCAUGGAUGUCUUCAGUAGCAAUGUUGUCAGUCACUGGCCUUUCUUCCUAGCUCUGCUGUCAGUGUCGCCAUGGGCACCUUCUCAUCCAGACGCCCAGAGCGCAAACGAUGACGACAUCGCCAUGCAGGACGAAGAGUCCUUCAUUGGGCCCAUUCGGCUGGAUUUCUCGCAAGAUAGGGGGAACAGCACAGUUGCCCAGGUGCUCGGCUUCAAGUAUGGAUUCUACCAGAUGCCCGAUACGCGGGAAGAGACGCCUGACGAUCUGUAUUUUAUGACUGCUCUGAUGAUCAAGAACUCCCUUAUUCGUUUUGCGGACCUCUUCCCUCACCUGAGCCCGAAGGAGGAAGGCAUGAAGCAACUUCAUCAGGCCUAUCGCAAGACCCUCUCCGCACGUUCUGCAUCCACCACAAAAGCCAAUGCGCUUACUAUGGCCGCGGCUUUGAUAGAAGACGGAUUGCAUCGUCCUGGAGGCGCAGGGGGGGCGGAAACGGAGCAGAUUAGACAGGCAGAAGCUACGGCGUCAGCUAAAGAACCCCCGAAUCAAGUUGGUGGUCUCUUGCGGGCUCUCUUGGCCGUUGGCGGCUUGAGGCAUGCAGUCUUCAUCCUGGGAAGGCAUCCAUGGCUUUGUAGCUCACUCGAUGGCGUCGCGGAGCUUUACGCCCGCCUACUCCGCCGCGUCUUGGAACCUGCCACCGCUACAAUAUCCACCGCGCCUCUCUACGAACCUGAUCCGAGACUAGCUCCAAAAGCUCCCCGCAGCGAGCGCGAAUCCAGGUCGAAGGGACCUCCGAGGCCCAUACUAUCCACGAAUCCAAUGCCUCAGCCUAAGGGCAAGGCCGCCUCGGAAUCCAAACGCGGCCCAGAGCUAAUUCCGGUGUUCUUCUACCCCAUAUGGGAUAAGGAGCUUCCGGGCUGCGAGCCGAAGGCUGUCUUGACAGAUUUUGUGCCCUUCCUUCGCUUGCUCGGUGUCAACCUCGCCAAGGACAUGGAGCUUAUGAAGCAAGUAUCAAGACUUACGAAGGUUGGUCUCCGCAUGGCGAUGAGAAAGCUGGAACAAGAUAUCGCUUCUGAAGAGGGGAGAGAGUCAAAGGCUGCGUGGCUCGAAGUUGUCCGAUCGCUUCUACUUCCAGCUCUGAGCUGCACGUACGGCGAUUGGGACAUUGCCCAAGAGGUUUGGCUCAUCAUCCACAGACUGACGUACCAGGAACGGUACGCACUCUACGGCGAAUGGAAGUACGACCUCUAUCGCAAGCCAGAACUCAAGGCUCGCCAGAUCGCCACGGAACGUGAGGCCAAGGGGAUUCUCAAGCGCAUUAGCAGUGAGAACGUCAGGCAAUCAGCAAAGGAUCUAGCAACCGCAUCGCACGCGAAUCCCUGCAUAUUCUUGACGGUGGCUUUGAAUCAAGUGCAAGCGUAUGACAACUUGAUCGCACCAAUCGUAGAAUGCGCCAAGUAUCUCAGCGAGCUCGAAUACGACGUCUUCACAUUUAUCUUGUUGGACGCACUCAGCAACCCAGAGAAAGAACGUACAAAACAGGAUGGCACCAACAUCAGCCUGUGGCUCAAGUCUCUUUCGAGCUUCGCAGGUAUGCUCUACAGGCGACACAAGGAAAUAGACGUUGGGCCUGUUUUGCAGUACAUGGCCAACCAGCUCAAGCAAGACAACUCAAAAGAUUUGGUGCUGAUACGAGAACUAGUGCUCAAAAUGUCUGGCAUAGAGCCACUGGCAAACUUGGGCGACAAGCAAAUUGCCGCGCUCACAGGUGGACGCCUGCUGAGACGAGAAGCGAUGAUGGUCGCCAAUGCCCAAAUUGGAAGCGACACUAGGCGCGAGUUCCAUGACUCCGGAGCGCGCCUUCUGCUUGCGAUGGAGGCAAGCUGCAUGACUAUUCCGCUAUUGAUAUUGAUAGCUCAGCAGCGCCAAGCAUGCAUCUAUCUGAUCGGGGACGACGAAGGAGGCCUGAAGUACAUGGGCAACGCCUUCGAUUCUUGCCAAGAGACACUGUUCCAGUACGUUGAAUUCCUGCUCACACAACUCGAGCCAAGCGCCUACUCUACUUUGAUCCCCAAGCUAUCCGAUCUUUAUUCGCGCUUCAGUAUUGAGCCCGCCAUCGCCUUUCACAUGGCAAGACCUCGUCUUCUAAUGGCGAUGAAACUGGCCGACGCGAACCAGGCCGAAGAGCGUCUCAAAGCUGAAGUCAAGGCCAAGGCGGCGACCAAAAUUUCAUCGAAUGAGCACAGCGCGACGCCCAAGGACACUCGAUCUCUCGGUGAAGCUGACGAUACAGCGCAAAUAUCAGUCGAAUCGCAAGCCGAAGGUACCGUAGAGCCCGGUCAAGAGAAGACUGAUCAGGCGAUGGAGGUGGAGAUGACGGCUGUCUCUCCGGCCUCGACAAGCCUGCCAGGGACAAAAUCAGUCUGGCGCCCCGGGAUGGAAGAGGCGAUCUCCGCAGCGAACGAGAUGCUGCCAGCUGCCGUGAGCGCGAUACUGGGCCCUCACUUUUUUGCCUCUUUUUGGCAAUUGAGCCUCUCCGACAUCGCCGUGCCGAUCGAGCGAUACGAUGUUGAGACAAAUGCGCUGCAAAUGCUGGCGAAAGCGAACGACCAUGAACGCCGCGGCAACCUUAAGACAAGGGACCAUGCGCUUGAAGUCCUGUCGCAUCUCAAAGCUGAACUCAAAGCGCAGACCCUCGCCCACUCUGCCACUCGGCGUCGCCUCGCAGUGGAGAAAGGGCACUGGUUUGAAAGAGCUCAGCUUGUGGCGCAACUUCUGGAGCAUUGCAUUCUACCACGCGCGCUGCUCUCGCCUACCGACGCAAUCUUUGCCGGUCGAUUCAUACGCCUGAUGCACGCCAACGGCACGACGAAUUUCUCUUCGCUGAUGACAUACGACAGGAUCUUCGUGGACCACGUUGCUCCCAUCAUCUUCGCAUGCACGGAGAACGAGGCACGCAACUAUGCUCGAUUCCUCCAGCAAGUGCUCUCUGAUCUUUCUGCAUGGCAUGUUGAUGAGGCAGUAUAUGCCAAGGAAGCGGUCGGCGCAGAGCUGCCCGGAUUCCGGCCGAGGUGGACCAUCGCGCAGAGUCUGCCAUGGGAGUCUUUUCGCCAAUUAUUCCACAAGUGGCACAUUGCAUUGCUUCAGGCCUUUGAGCUGUGCCUGGCGUCAUCCGAGUAUAUGCGUCUUCGCAAUGUCAUUGUCGUCAUGACGCGAAUCGCGCAAUACUUCCCCUUGGACGAGCACCACGGCAAGGUUUUGUGUCUAGCAGUGCAAAAGCUUGUCGACGAGGAAGAUCGAGGUGACCUGAAAGUCCUAGGCCAAGGCCUACUUGCAACUCUCAAGAAAGGUCAAAGCGCCUGGCUCCCUGUCUGGAAGUUCAAGUCGGAUCCCCCUGCCCAGUCCGCUGCGGCUGCGGCUGCCGAGGCUGAGAGGGCCGUCGCGAAAAGUGCCAAGGAUGCAAAGGCAAACGUAGCCCCACCUGCUAAAGCGAGCGAGACGACUGCGGCCAAGAGCUUCAACGACACGAGCCCACUGCCUACUCGUCCCAAAUCCAACGCGCCGCCGAUGGGACCUGCUGCCGACCGUGGCCUGCUCUUGAUCGCGCUGGGUCUUCUUCGUUGCCGCCUCGACCCCCAGCCCGCACCGCUGAGCGAGACCGACCACCGCCUUCUGCACCUCGGUCCGAUUUGCCCAAACAUCCACGUCAGGCCGUCGGCAAUAGUACGCCCACCUCAACAGCUGCCAGGCAAGCGGCCGCAGACACUAUGGUGGCGCCGCAAAGGCCUGCUGACACUGUUGGCGCUCAAGCUGCACGCGACCGAGCACAGGGCAACUCGACACCACGACCGGCCAAAGAUUCAACCGCACGUGAAGGGCAUCCUACCCCCACAUCUGCACCUCGAGCUUCAUCGAGGAACGUGUCGCCUGCACGUGACAGCCGGGCCCCGAGCGUGGACUCGUCUAGGUCGCGAGAGAGCAAGGACCGCGGGCGCGACUCGAAUCGGGAGCGACUUACUGAUCGAGAACGUGAAUCUAUUCGCGAUAGUGACGACACCGUGCCCCAAGCUCGAGACAGUCAAAACCGUCCGCGACCGCGAGAGACAGAAAGGGAAAUGGACAGGAGCGCAGCGAGGGGCGGAAGUGGGCGUGAUUCUCGCUUGGAUGAGGUGCCACGAGUUUCGCGCUACGCAGAUCGCAGAGUACGAGAGGCAGUCCCGUCUGAAGAGAGCGACACGCGCACUACAAUACACCGAGCAGAUGAUCGACGCCGCCGCGAGGACCCUGACGCAGAGGCUCGUGCUUUGGAUCUGGGCUCAAAGUCGACCGCCAAGCCCACGCCGAGAGAGACCGCUGGAAAUGCCGAUCGAAACGGACGUGGCCAUGAAGAUGCUGCUCAACCCACCAGCAGUCAUAAACGUACUUUGGCUGAUCGGUUUGGCGCAAGCGAUCAGGAGGGCAAAGUUGCUUCAGGGACACAACAAGAGCAAGAUUCAAAAGCGGCGCGCGGGGCUGACCCGCCAUCAGGCAGAGGCAUCAGCAUCCUGGGUGGAGGCGGAGGUCGUCCUCACGAACAAGCGCUCCAAAGAUCCGCGUCUGACAACGCUCGCCCUGUGCCAAAAGGUCCCAAUUGGCAGCGACAGCGCGAGGCGGAGCCAGCCACAUCGUCUCGCGAGAGCGGUGAACGAGGAGCGCGAGGUCACGGGCGCGACGACUCGCGAGCUCAGGCGGGAGCGAGUAAUGAUGGCCCGUCUAGAACCAGAGAGCGAGACCGCCGUCAUGGAAGUGGCAGCGAGCCUCGCGGGCCACGCAGCCAACAGGAGAGAUCAAACGCAGGUGGAGGGAGGUCUUCGGGAGGCGAGCGCGAGCGCAACAGAAGCCAGCGACGUUCUGGUCGCCAAUAGGGCUCAGGUUUUGGCGUCAUUCGCAUGCACAUCUUUCGGACUUUUUGUGAAGACACUUUGCAGCAAUGCUUCCUGA